AUGCCGGGGUCCAUGCUGCUGCUGCUGCUGCUGUCCCUGUUGGUGCUGUCCACAGGAAGUGAUGCCAGAAGAAUCAGGAAUAAAAGAGGACUCAACCAAAAGGAUUACGAGUACCCCAACCACCCCCAGUCCACGCAGCACCAGAAGAACGACCGGUGUCCUCCUCCGCCCCAGAUGCUGCCGGAGCGAGCCUGCGAGGUGCCGGGCUGCCGCUCGGACUCGGAGUGCGAGCGCCACAAGCGCUGCUGCUACAACGGCUGCAUCUACGCCUGCCUGGAGUCCGUUCAGCCUCCACCAGUGCUGGACUGGCUGGUGCAGCCCAAGCCUCGGUGGUUGGGGGGGAACGGCUGGCUGCUUGACGGCCCUGAAGAGGUUCUGCAAGCCGAGGCCUGCAGCACGACUGAGGAUGGAGACGAGCCCCUUCACUGCCCCACCGGCUACGAGUGCCACAUCAUCAACCAGGGAAACCCGGCCGCCGGUAUCCCCAACCGGGGUCAGUGCAUCAAGCAGCGUGGGAACUCCGACGGUCGGGGCCUGAGGCACAAAUACUUCAAGGACUACAAGGACUACUUAGGUAAGUGAGGAACCAGCUCUAACAAUGCAGUAGGCUUCGACAAACUUCAGCACAAGCACCUGGGAUGA
Limanda limanda (common dab) is the source of this 642-nucleotide messenger RNA. RefSeq names its product WAP four-disulfide core domain 1 (gene wfdc1). Gene Ontology annotation, biological process: regulation of cell growth. The record is from RefSeq and is a predicted model, not a curated record. Gene Ontology annotation, cellular component: extracellular region. NCBI's taxonomy places the organism in Eukaryota, Metazoa, Chordata, Actinopteri, Pleuronectiformes, Pleuronectidae. Gene Ontology annotation, molecular function: peptidase inhibitor activity. The transcript is spliced from 6 exons.